Molecule: messenger RNA, 827 nt
Organism: Raphanus sativus (radish)
Lineage: Eukaryota; Viridiplantae; Streptophyta; Magnoliopsida; Brassicales; Brassicaceae
Exons: 4
Coding region: 109-441 (110 amino acids)
Source: RefSeq, a predicted model, not a curated record
ACUUGCAUGGAGCACUAUAUAUAUAGAAAAAUGUUCCACACACAUCACAGAUAGAUCUACUGAUCAAAUAAAUUUAAAAGACUAUUGGAAAAAAAAUACUAAAAGCAAAUGGGUUCUUUAAUGUCAGGAUGGGACUCUCCAACAAAGGAUCCCAACUCAGUGAGAAGGUGCAAGUCACUUACAAGAGAAGAAAUCGACGCUUUCUGGAAGACAAAGAAGAAGACUGAAGAGGAACAUGUUCAAGCCGUUUCCAAGUUGGUUACUGAGGAAGUUGCGGAAAGUCAAGGGAUAGAGGAUCCUUACGAAAACCAAAGCAAGAAGAGUGGAUGGUGGAGAAGAAGCAACUGGGCGUUCUUGAAUGAGCCAAGGGAGGAAGAGGGUCGACCCAAUAAUUACGUUCCGCAGUUCCAGGUGGCUCACAUCGCCAAAAUCGCGGGCUAAUUAAUAGCGCUACAGUCACCAGCUUGUCAGAAUUCACCUAGGUGAAUUGUGAUUUUAGUUUUCUUUUGGGGUGGUUUAAUUACCGGGCGGUCACAUGUUAUAUAAUAUAUAUGAUAUUGUGGUUACUUGUUGGCCGUAUUAGUAUCAGGAUGUGAGUAUAAAACAUGUAACAGGGGUGUGGGGUUUUAAAUUUUUUUUUUUCUCUUUUGUUAUGUGCCAUGUAUAUUUUUUUGGUUGUGUGGGUAAGGAAAGUAAUCUGAAAUGUGGAUUUGUACAUUUGUCGUAUGAGCUGGCUGCGUGGGUGCGUGGCCAUCUUCUGGUAGUAAUGAAAUGAACUCUCCUUUUUUUUUUUUGUUCAAACAUAAAUGAACUCUCCUUUUAUGUUA